This is a messenger RNA of Malania oleifera, 3577 nucleotides long. Its product is annotated as pentatricopeptide repeat-containing protein At5g04780, mitochondrial-like. The transcript has a single exon. Lineage: Eukaryota; Viridiplantae; Streptophyta; Magnoliopsida; Santalales; Ximeniaceae. The coding region runs from base 190 to 3327 and encodes 1045 amino acids. The record is from RefSeq and is a predicted model, not a curated record. Gene Ontology annotation, biological process: RNA modification. Gene Ontology annotation, molecular function: RNA binding; protein binding; zinc ion binding.
CAUCUCAAGCCGACCAAGAUUCAGGCAUUUCAUUGUCAUUUUCAUUUACCAUUUCUUUCUCUACUCCGCCCACCCGUGAGGCCAAAAACUCUCCUCUGUGUCCCUCCCCGCCGUCACUCCUAUCUUCCUGUUUCGGUGGAAACAUUGUAACCUGCUGUGGGGUGGUACAGUUUCACAUUUUGCUAACUUAUGGCCAGUAUACAGAGUGGAAUGCUUCCUUGCAGUCAUCUUCAUGACUCUCCUACACUUAACCUAUCAAACCACAAGCUCAACAUCUUCGCACCCAAAUUCAGAGAUCGAGCUUUAACGGCUAGAAUUGUUCGUUCCAAUGACACAAAAGUGACCAAUCAGAGAUUCCGACAAGCCCACCUCGUUACCCUUCCUGGACAUGGGAACAGUAGCAGUGGUCGAAGUUUUCAUGGCAAGAAUGAGACUGAUGAUGUGUUCCUAUCUCUCUUAAAGAAAAUCAGCAUAAACACCAGAAAUGAUGGGAACAGUAGUAGCAGUCGAAGUUUUCAUGGCAACGAUGAGACUGAUGAUGUGUUCCUAUCUCUCUUAAAGAAAAUCAGCAUAAACACCAGAAAUUCAUCUCAUUGCAGGCAAAUACAUGCUAAAUUUGUUAAAUCGGGUGCUUUCGAAGCCAGCAGUUUAAUAAGAAACAAGUUGGUGGUAUGGUACUCAAGGAACAAGGACUCGUUAGAUUUUGCCCGCCGGUUGUUUGAUGAAAUUCCUGAAAGAACGGCGCCUACGUAUGCUGCCUUGAUAGGAUCAUAUUGUCGGUCUGAAAGGUGGGAGGAUCUUUUCUUAAUUCUUGGAUUGAUGGUUCGUGAUGGCAUGCUUCCUGACAAGUAUCUCGUACCAACAGUUCUCAAAGCGUGCUCGGCGACACAAGUUUGGAAGAGUGGUAGAAUGGUUCAUGGGUAUGUGACGAGGAAGGGGUUGGAAUCAGAAAUUUACGUCGGCAAUGCCCUUGUUGACCUGUAUGCAAAUUGUGGGGAUAUGAGGUCUUCAAGAAAUGUUUUUGAUAGAAUGCCGGAAAGAGAUGUAGUCUCAUGGACUGCCCUUGUUUCAGGCUACAUGGAUGGAGGACUCUUACACGAUGCAGAAGAGAUUUUUCAUUCAAUGCAGUUAAACAGGGUGAAGCCCGAUUUGAUCUCCUGGAAUACACUUAUAUCAGGCCUUACUCGGAAUGGAAAACUUGAUCUGGCUCUUAAGUCUUUGGAGCAGAUGCAGGAGGAAGGGCUGAAACCUAUGGUUAAUUCUUGGAAUGGAAUUAUAUCAGGUUGCGUUCAAAAAGGAUAUUUUGUAGAGGCCUUGGAAAUAUUUAUGAGGAUGUUAUGGUUCCCAGAGGAUCCAAAUGUUGUCACAAUUGUAAGCAUCCUUCCAGCCUGUGCACGUUUGAACAAUUUAAAUUUAGGAAUGGCAGUUCAUGGAUGUGCUCUUAAGCAUGACUUCUGUGGAAACACUUAUGUGGAGGGUUCAUUAAUUGAUAUGUAUUCAAAAUGCGGAAGGAUUGAUUAUGCAGAGAGUGUAUUUGCUGAGGCAGAAAACAAGGACACUGCCAUGUGGAAUGAGUUGAUAGGAGCUUAUGUGAAUGAGGGAAAAAUGGACACUGCACUGAAGCUUCUAAAAUUAAUGCAAAAUGAAGGCUUUAAACCUGAUGUGAUUACCUAUAAUACAGUACUUUCUGGUUAUGCAAGAAUGGGGAAGAAGGAGGACGCAUUUAGGUUGUUGUCUGAGAUGGUCCAAAUGGAUUUGCAGCCAAAUUUUAUAUCUUUUAACACUUUAUUAUCUGGAUUUCAACAAUCUGGGCUUAGCUAUGAAGCUUUAAAGCUGUUCAAAGCCAUGCAAUCAGCUUCCUUUGCUGGCUUCACUGCUGAAAGGCUAAAUUUGCCAAUUCAACCAAACCCUGUAACAGCAACUGCUGCUCUUGCAGCCUGCGCUGAUCUUAACUUUUUGCUCCAAGGGAAGGAAAUCCAUGGACAUGUCGUGAGGAAUUGUUUGGAGCCUAAUGCAUUUGUCUCCAGUGCAUUAGUUGACAUGUAUGCAAAAUGCCAUUACAUGGGCUCAGCAGAAAAGGUAUUCUUGAGAAUUGAGGAUAGGAACACAGUUGCUUGGAAUGCUUACCUUUCUGGUCACAUCAACAACAUGCAGCUAGAAGAGGCUGUUAAACUAUUUUGUGAAAUGCUUGGAGAAGGCGUUGAACCAAGCUCAAUUACAUUUAGCAUGCUUCUCCCAGCUUGCGGUGAUAUGGCAGCUUUAAGAGUGGGAAGAAAAUUACAUGGCUAUAUAGUAAAAUGUGGGGUUGAUGAACCCAACAAUUCCCUUGGAAGCCAUUUGGUAAGCAUGUAUGCUAAAUGUGGUAGUAGUGUGGAGGCAAAAUUAGUGUUUGACUCCGAAGCUGAGAAAGAUGUUGGUUUAUGGAAUGCGAUGAUAUCUGCUUAUGCAUCUAAUGGCAUGGCAGCAAAUGCUAUUGCAUUGUUUGAAAAAAUGGAGCUACUGGGAAUAGUGCCAGACCACAUUACCUUUAUUGUGCUUCUUUCUGCUUGUGUCCAUGAUGGUUUGGUGGAGGAAGGAUGGAAAUAUUUCAACUCGAUGAGGAAUUUAUAUGGAAUUACUGCUGGUUUGGAACAUUAUACAUGCAUGGUCAGCAUCUUGGGUGGUGCUGGUCUUCUGGAGGAGGCUCUUGAAUUCAUCAAACAAAUGCCAGUCGUGCCUAAUGCUUGUACAUGGACUGCUCUUUUACAAGCAUGUAGAGUCUAUUCAAAUCCAGAAAUAGUAAAAAGAGCUGCAGAUGCCCUUUCUGAGCUGGAGCCAAAUGAUUAUUCUAAUUAUAUUCUCCUUUCCAAUAUCCAUGCCUCUCCAACGAUGUGGGAUUCCACAAACAGUUUGGACAGUUCAAUGAUGGACCAUCAGUUGAUGAGUAUAAAAGAGUGCAGCUUUAUUAAUGUUGGCAGUAAAAUACACACAUUUAGAGGGAGAGAGAGCUCUAAUUCAGAACUGGAAAAAACUUUAGGGACAUGGGAUAAGUUGGCCAACAAAAUGAAACGUGCUGGCCAUUCUCCUCUUGAUCCUCUUUCUAAUCAUGAAGACGAGCACAAUUCAGUUUCUUGUUUGCACACUGAAAAAUUGGCUAUAUGUUAUGGUAUCAUCUCUUCAAAGGGUUAUGAUCCAAUCCGCAUCUCAAAGAAUAUGAGGAUGUGUCUUGAUUGUCAUACAACAGCUAAACUCUUGUCCCAGACUGAUGAGAGAGAGAUCUUCGUGAAGGAUGUAUGCUUCUGUCACCAUUUUAAGGAUGGGAUAUGUGGCUGCCAGGACAGGUGGUGAGUUACAUUGUAAUUUCCUCAAUUAAGUGAUGAGUUUUAUAUGUUUUUUUUUUUCCUAGGUCAUGAUUUUGUACAAUCUUCAUUGAAUUUUGUGACUGUAAACUGUGAAGAUCUAUAUGAAGAGAUGAACCGGUUUUGGUGGAAGUUGACGGCAUGGUUGACACAAGGAAAAACAACUAGUAGAAGAUAAUACAGAUUUUUGUGUUGAUGCAAAUUGAUAUAUUUUAUGCUUGGUAUCCUUUUCGUGUAGU